AUGUCGUACCUGGUGCCGUCCGAGUACUUGCAGAAGUUCACGCCGAAGGAGAUCCAAGACCUGAAGCGGGUGUUCAAGCAGUUUGACGCGGACUUGAAUGGGUCGAUUGACGCUGAGGAGCUGUCGAAGCUGCUCUUGUCAGUCGGAGAACAGCCAUCGCCAGAGCUGGUCAAGGAACUCAUCGCGUCUGUCGACACGGAUCACAGCAACACAAUUGAGUUUCCUGAAUUCCUCACGCUUUUGUAUGAACUUCGUCAUCCCGUUCCAAAUGCUGCACCGGUGCAUUACCCGACAGGGCCGACAUUCUGCAACGAUUCGGCUGCCGCAUUGGGGGGGUGGAACACGACGUUUGAAAAGCCUGCCUCGCCCGCCGCGUCGUCUCCAAGCAGCUUUGCACCCAAAGCGAGCUCUGCGUUCACUGCCGCGGCUGCAACCUUUAACAAGGGCACGAGCGUUCCGAUGCCUGCCGCCAAGUUGAAGAAGCCGGCAACUCAACGUGCAACAAAUCCGGCGCCAGCUCCCGUCGCUGCUCCUGUCGUGGCCUCACCUGAACCCAUCCGCAAGUCGUCGGUGGCUGAAAACGCCGCCAAAUUCGGUGCCACGAAGAAGACGACGUCGCCAGCGCAAUCUCCGGCGCUAGGCCCGGCCGCCCAUCCACCUGUUCAGCGCGUGCCGUCACAACUCGCGACAAUCGUGCAAAAGCACUUGACAAUCAAUGAGAGCCAUAGCGCAACGGGUGGGGUGCAUUCGUACUCGGAGGAGGAAAAGGCCGCGUUUGCCGAGCACAUCAACCACUGUCUCUCGGGCGACGACCAUCUGCCGUACCUCCCCAUGGACACAUCGUCGAACGCGCUCUUUACCUCAGUCACGGACGGCAUUUUGUUGUGCAAACUCAUCAACCAGGCUGUGCCCGACACCAUCGACUUUCGCGCCGUCAACAUUAAGGCGAAACUGAACCUGUAUGAAAAGACGGAAAACCUCAACUUGGUCAUCAACGCAGCCAAGUCGAUCGGGUGCUCGAUUGUGAACAUUGGCCCGAGCGACCUCUUGGAAGGAAAGCCGAUCCUUGUGCUGGGUCUGGUCUGGCAACUGAUCAAGAUCCAACUCACGUCGACCAUCAAUUUGAAGAAUCACCCAGAGCUCAUGCGGCUGCUGCUGGAUGGCGAGUCGCUCGAAGACUUUAUGAAGCUGCCGCCGGACCAGAUUCUCCUGCGGUGGGUUAACUACCACCUCGCGGCCGCCAAGCACGACAAAAAGAUUGCUAACUUUGGCCGCGACAUUGCCGAUGCAACCGCGUACAGCGUCCUCUUACACCACAUUGCAGCGUCCAAGUGCGACUUGGCGAGGGAGUCGACGGCCGUCGAACGGGCGGCGCACGUGAUUCGAAAUGCCGAGAAGAUUGGAGUCGAUCCAUUUAUCAAACCGACAGACAUCACGAUGGGAAACACGAAGCUCAACUUGGGCUUUGUCGCACAGCUCUUCAACACGUGCCCAGCACUGGACGUGGUCGACGCGGCUGAGCUGAAGGAUAUCUUGGACGACGACGUGGGGGACAGUCGCGAGGAGCGGUGCUUUCGCAUGUGGAUCAACUCGCUUGCAAUCCAUGACGUUUAUGUCAACCACUUGUACUCGGACCUCAAGGACGGGCUCGUGAUCCUGCACUUGCUCGACAAGACUGAGCCUGGCGUCGUCAGCUGGCCCAAGGCAAACGUCCAGCCCACGAACAAGUUUAAGAAGGUCGAGAACUGCAACUACUGUGUGGUGCUGGGGAAGCAGCUCAAGUUUUCUCUGGUGAACGUGGGUGGCGUCGACAUUGCGGACGGCAACAAGAAGCUCGUGUUGUCGCUCAUUUGGCAGCUCAUGCGCCACAGCACGAUCAAGCUGCUGUCGUCGCUCGGCCAAGACGUGCAUGACAAGGACAUCAUUGACUGGGCCAACGCGAAAAUCCAGUCGUCCGGCCAGCAGAAGCUUCGUCCGAUGGUUCAAUUCCGCGAUCUGGCGCUGUCGGACGGGAUCUACUUGAUCGACUUGGUCUAUGCUGUCGAGCCCCGCGCUGUGAACUGGGACGCCGUUGUCCUUGGGUCAAACCUGAGUCAGGAAGACAAGGAAGCGAACGCCAAGUACGCGAUCUCAUGCGCGCGAAAGAUCGGGGCCACCGUGUUCCUGACCUACGAAGACAUUGUGGAAGUCAAGCCCAAGAUGAUCAUGACGUUUGUCGCGUCGCUCAUGUCGCUGGACAAGCACUAA
Messenger RNA from Aphanomyces invadans, 2247 nucleotides. RefSeq lists its product as hypothetical. The transcript is spliced from 4 exons. The coding region runs from base 1 to 2247 and encodes 748 amino acids. Gene Ontology annotation, biological process: actin filament bundle assembly; actin filament network formation. The record is from RefSeq and is a predicted model, not a curated record. NCBI's taxonomy places the organism in Eukaryota, Oomycota, Saprolegniomycetes, Saprolegniales, Verrucalvaceae. Gene Ontology annotation, molecular function: actin filament binding; calcium ion binding. Gene Ontology annotation, cellular component: actin filament bundle; actin filament; cytoplasm.